Messenger RNA from Panicum virgatum (switchgrass), 2638 nucleotides. Its product is annotated as nucleolar protein dao-5-like. The transcript has 6 exons. The coding region runs from base 201 to 2300 and encodes 699 amino acids. NCBI's taxonomy places the organism in Eukaryota, Viridiplantae, Streptophyta, Magnoliopsida, Poales, Poaceae. The record is from RefSeq and is a predicted model, not a curated record.
GCCGAGCACCGUUCAAACUUCAAAUGAGAGGGGGGGGGGGGAACCCUAGACGAGCCCCCUCGCAACGGUCAGAUCCAUUCCUAUAUAAUCCCCAUGCCGCCGCCCCCCUCCUCCGCAUCUCACCUCUUGAUUCGCCAAAUCCACCGCGCCACACCCACGCACGCACCCGGAGGAGAAGGUAAGAGAAGGUAGGGGACGAGAUGGAGGCGGCGGCGGCGGCCAUGGACUUCCACGCGCUCUCGCGCCGCGAGCUCCAGGCGCUGUGCAAGCGCAACGGCGUCCGCGCCAACAUGACCAACGCCGCCAUGGCCGAGGCGCUCCAGGGCCUGGCCUCGGUCGACGGGAUCGACGAGAUUGACACGACGCUCUGCCUCCCGAUGCCGGGGAGGUCGGCGAUGAAGUCGGCGGCGAAGAAGGCGGAGCUGGCUGAUGAGGAGCAGCAGCACGGUAGCCCGCUCCCGCGCGGCCGCCGCGUGUCUGUGAAAUCGCCCGAGGCCAUCCGGAUGGAGGUCGAGGAGGGCGAGGACGAGAUGAAGCGGGAUCUGGUGAAGGAGAUCGUAAGGACCCACGGCGUGGCGCUGCGCAGCACAAGCCGUCGCGCGCGGCUCACGCCCGCGCCGCUCCCAACUCCGGUGCCGGCGUCCAGCGCUCGCGCGACGACGAGGAGGGCCCCCGCGCGGAAGGCGGAGGAGGUGGCGCCGACCCCAGGCACCCUGCGGAGGAGCCAGAGGACCGCGGCUCGGAAGGCUGCGGCACCCGUGGAGGAGGAGCAACCCGCCGAAGAUGUGUCCGCGGCAAAGAGAACGACGAGGUCCACGAAAUCCAAGAUGACGUUGGCUUUAGACCAGGAAGAGGAGGUGGUGGCAGCCGCAUCUAAGGAGGAGGAGAAGGUGCAGCAAGAGGAACCAAAAGCCGUCGCCUCUGAUGUGCGAUGUGAUGACCCCGACGAGGACGAAGUUACCAAAGACAAUAAAGAGGAGGAAGCAGAGGAGGGCCUGGAAGCUGAUUCUUCUGAUACGGCCAUCGGGUCUGCAGUACCUUCAGAUAAGAGUUGCGACGAUACUAAGAUGGAGGAAGUGAUGGUUGUGAUGGAGGAAGAGGACACAAAGACCCAGGAAGGAAUUGUUGAAGAAAAGGAACCAACCAGUGUUGAGAAGCCUGCUCCCUUGGCAACCAUGGAGGAUUCACCAAUCCUAGGCGUCCUGUCCAAGUCUGAAGCCUCGGAACCAGUCAUUCAGAAGGCACAAGAUGCCACACUUGGAGAUGAUGAGGGCUGCGCUGAAUGGUCACCUGUGACAGAGAUUGCUGAUGAGAUCGAUGCUGUCAUUGCAGAUAAGGAAGUGCCUGUCGAUGAGGAGGCCAUCAAAGAAGAAAGUUGCACUAUCACUGGUGAGACUGAUAAUUUCCAUGAGAUACUUCCCACUGCUGCAGAAGAAGAUGAGACCAGUGAGGACAAUGGCCUCACUGAAGUAAAAGAAGGGGCUGCUGAUGAGAUGCCUCAAGCUGGAGUGGAAGCUGGUGAAGAAGAUGACCUUAUUGAACUGAAAGGAGGGGCUGCUGAUGAGGUGCCAAAGGCUGAACUGGAAGAAGAUGACCUCACUGAACUGACAGACGAUGAAACCAGUGAAGAAGAGGAGGAAGAUGACCUUCAUGAACUGAAAGAAAGGGCUGCUGCUAAGAUGCCGCAGGCUGAACUGGCAGAUGACAAGACCAGUGAAGAAAAUGAGGAAUGGGCUUCAGAUGAUGCUGAGGCCUCUGAGGAAAUUUACUCCACUGAUGACAGCGAUGAAGAGACUGACACCGCGGACGUGGUCCAGAGGCUGCAGGGAACUGUGAUUGCUGAAGAGGCUGCAGUGGAAGAUGCUUCUACUGAAGAUGAUGAUUUCAGCGGUGACCUACCACCAGAGUUUGACGAUGUUGCAGUAUUCAAUGAUUCUGAUACUGAGAGUGACAUUGCUGCUCCGGUGCUCGAGGAAAACCAGGAUCUUGUUGCAUCUGCAACCAAGACUGCUCUGAAGCCCCUGGACGACUCUGACAUCACUGAAGAGCAUGCGCAGGAGGCUGAUGCUACUGAAAAAGCAGUGAAAGAGGUUGACAAAAUUAUGAAGUCCUUGGAUGCAUUCACGAUCAAGGAGGGAGAAGCAAAGGAGGAGAUGCAGAAGCUACCACAAGUUGAUGAUUAUGAAAGCAUGAGCCUGAGGAAGCUUAAGGCCACAUACAAGGAACAUCUUAUGGCUUCAAAGGCCGGGAAGAGGUUUCCGCUCGAGGAGGUAGAUGAGAACGCCUGCGGCGACUGCUGAAUGGCAAUGGUGGUUAAACGGGAUCAGAAUUUUUUUGUGUGAGGAUGGCAUCUGCUUCGACGGGAUUGAAUAAAGGACGCUCUGGUUGUGAAGUGAUAACUAGGCUACCGUUCAUUUCCGAAAAUUUUCAUGUGUGAGAGGAGGUCGUGAUCAGGUGUGAAACCGUGGUUUCAGCCAACCAACUUGCAGAUUGUGUUGGUUCUAUCUUUCAUCUUCUUUGUUUUUUGUUCGUUUCGUGUCAGUUACAAGGUUUAUUCAGUGGAUAUGGGGUGAGUAAUGAUGAGACCAUGUAAUCGGUUAACAUAUAGUAUGAUGGUCUUGAGUCCAUGCUUUACGUA